Molecule: messenger RNA, 327 nt
Organism: Suillus bovinus
Lineage: Eukaryota; Fungi; Basidiomycota; Agaricomycetes; Boletales; Suillaceae
Exons: 1
Source: RefSeq, a predicted model, not a curated record
UCAUGGUGGCCUCGGCCCAAUGCUUGGAACGUGUCGGGCUUGAAUGUAGGUUUUUGGUCUGCUCACUGCGAAGAUUGGUUCCAAGGAUGUCUUUGCAACCUUCAAGAUGGGGUUUCUCAUAUGCGACAUUCGCUCACUAAGGACGCCAAUGGUCCAAUGACCUCCAUGCAAUGGAAGCGCUCCCUUAAAUUUCAACCUGCUACCAAUAAGAUCAUGCGCAAUGUUUCGGCAGCAAGUUAUGAUUUCAUGACAAGAGCAUCAGGUAAGAGCUUUCUCACUCUCUUUCUCAUUCACGCUCACGAGGUUUGCAUAGUUUGGGAGACUUAG